Molecule: messenger RNA, 1741 nt
Organism: Ictalurus punctatus (channel catfish)
Lineage: Eukaryota; Metazoa; Chordata; Actinopteri; Siluriformes; Ictaluridae
Gene: zfyve21
Product: zinc finger, FYVE domain containing 21
Exons: 8
Coding region: 125-865 (246 amino acids)
Molecular function (GO): metal ion binding
Source: RefSeq, a predicted model, not a curated record
CUUAUAGAGUGAGUUUAUGUAGGGAGUAAGGAAAGAUUUGGGAUUGAGCCAGACCCAAACGCGAAGCUAGGCGCACGGUGGUACUGCUUGCUCGCGUAAGCAGAUAGCGAGUGGAAGUGAGAAGAUGUCAGCCGUGCCUGACGGCAAAAAGCUGGUGCGAAGCCCGAGCGGACUGCGCAUGGUACCGGAGAACGGAGCGUUCAGCAGCCCGUUUUCGUUAGCCGAGCCCCAGUGGGUUCCGGAUAAAGAGUGUCCUAGAUGCAUGCAGUGUGACACCAAAUUUGACUUCAUCACCAGAAAGCACCACUGUCGAAGAUGUGGCCGGUGUUUCUGCGAUAAAUGCUGCAGUAAGAAGGUGGCCUUGCCCAGGAUGUGCUUCGUAGAUCCGGUCAGGCAGUGCGGCGAAUGCGGCCUCGUCUCACAGAAAGAACUUGACUUCUAUGACAAACAGCUCAAAGUGCUCACCGCAGGAGGCACAUUCCUGGUCACAGUAGGCUUCUCGGAAAAAUCAGAGACCAUGGUGUGCCGGCUUUCAAAUAAUCACAGAUAUCUGUUCCUGGAUGGAGAAAGCCAUUUUGAGGUGGAGUUGUCUCGGAUCUCCACCAUGCAAGUGCUGACAGAGACAGAGGGCUCGACCCCUGGAGAGAAAGAUAUUCACACUUACACCACUCUCCUGGACAGUCAUUAUAUAUCCGAAGGAGGCAUGUCCCGUGCCACAGGAAUGCUGCUGCACUAUAAGCCCCCGGGCUCGCAGGACUCUCAGCAGCUCCGCAUGGAGGCGGCCGACGACAAAAAGAGCGCCUCCUCCUGGCUCGCCGCCAUGCACAAGGCUGCCAAACUUCUGUAUGAGUCAAGGGACCAGUAAACUAACUGAUGUCAAGGCACAGCGCUGAAGAGGAACAGGAGGAGUGUUCAAACCAAGAGAGAAUGAUGCGUGUUUGUUAGAAACUCGCGUGUGCUCCACUACGCCUACUCGCUUUCUAUCGGACCUCUGCUUUCCGUUUCCCGUCUGGAUGGACCGGAUUGGUCACAUGACUCGUCCGUCACUCCAAUAGGGUGGACCAAGUUAACCAUUGAUUCUAGUACAAUGUGUAUAUAUGUGUAUAUAUAAUCUAUAUAUACAUAUACACACAUAGAUGAGAUAUAUAUAUGCACAUGAUCUACAGUGAAUACGUUCAAAUCGGGUCUCGCGUAUGAUUUAUUAUUUUUUUUCCCUUUCUUAGCUUUACAAGUCAAAUAGUCCUAUUUUAACACACUCUGUAUGUAUUACUCUGUAUGUAUGAGUGUGUGUAUAUAUAUCUACUUUUUACUGCCAGUAUAUUCACUUGUAUCACUUUGUAACUGUGCCUCCAAAUCACCUGUACACACUACAACGAGCAGUUCAUAGGAUUAUCAAGUAAGUUUGACCAUUUCUGCUUUUUUUUUUAACCAAGUCUCCAUAUCUCGCUAUUCUCCACGGGCUCUAUAUGAAGUUUGUCGUGACACUACAGUUCAGCCCCGGUAAAUGCAAACGAAGCUGACUUUCCAAGUAAAUAUUAUUAGUGCUCGUAUGAAAUCUCCAGACAAGGCUUCCUCAUGAAUCCAUGCCAGUAUUCUCCCUUGAAAAACUUUUUCUUUUUUUUUUUUUUUUGGUAAUGAAAAUGUGUUGUAAUACAAAUUUGUUUACAAAUGUGUGCAUGGUGUGCAUAUAUUAUAAUUUUUUUUCUUAUUUACUGAUUAAAUCAGUUAUUUGUAACCUGUA